AUGCCCAAGCAGAACCCCCAGGCCAUUUUGCGAAAGCUGACUUGGGUGUACCCAUUUCCUCAGGCCGCCCUCGAGCGUAUCGUCCUCGACCCGCGGUAUCAUGACCUCCUCGCCGUCGUCAAGGCCGCACGAAAUGGCGCUGUCUACGGCACGAAAGUCCGCUUUCCUCACGCACUGGUCAUGAUCUUCCUAUUCCGAUCAGGAACGUUCCGCGAGAAAGCCUCUCUCGUUCUGCGCGCCACCCGCACCCACGCCCGCAACCUGGCCAAGUUCGCCACCAUCUACAAGCUCUCCAUGCUACUGCUCAAGACAGUCGGUCCCACCCCAGGCAAGGAGGGACCCUACGACACCCUCUUCGCCGGCGCCCUGGGCGGCUACAUCGUCUUCGGCGGCCGCUCCCGCCGAUCCGGCAAGAUACCCAGCGUCAACCAGCAGAUUGUCAUCUACAUUUUCGCCCGCGUCGCCCUCGGUCUCGCCCGCCUGGCCGUCAAUCCGGGCCACGGCCUCCCUGUCGUCAGCCGCGAAGGCCCCAGCGCCGUCAUUAGCCAACAUGCUUGGCCUGUAUUUGCCAGUGCCAGCUGGGCCAUGGUCAUGUAUCUCUUCCGGUGGCAUCCGGAGGACCUCCAGAGCAGCUUGCGUAGCAGCAUGAGCUACAUCUACCGUCAGAGCGAGGAUUGGGAUUCAUUACGCAACUUUAUCUGGCAUAACAAAUGA
Messenger RNA from Sodiomyces alkalinus F11, 714 nucleotides. Its product is annotated as peroxisomal membrane protein. The record is from RefSeq and is a predicted model, not a curated record. NCBI's taxonomy places the organism in Eukaryota, Fungi, Ascomycota, Sordariomycetes, Glomerellales, Plectosphaerellaceae. Gene Ontology annotation, cellular component: peroxisomal membrane. The transcript is spliced from 2 exons. The coding region runs from base 1 to 714 and encodes 237 amino acids.